CAUAGCGUCCAUCCAUCCGCUGGCCCUUUUUUUUUCCUGCUUCGAAGUUGCUGUGUCUUGCUGUUCUUUAGGCGUCGUCGCUGCCUGUCGCAUCCAAUUGACAUAUUAAUCGACUACUGCCCGCUUGGAAAUCCGUUUUUUCAAGCUUAAGCUGCAGCGUCUGCUCCGUCCGCCACCGCGCUAAACAACGCGCUGAAGUGCCUCGGAUAGCGCAGUGCACGACCACGAGCAUCCAUCCAGUGCGCCCCUGUAGCGCAGCGUCAUGCUCUCCCACGCAACCAGACCUGGCCUCCGAUCGGCUAUGCGCGGGCUGCCCCGCAGUUUUGUAGAGGAUUGCCCCUCCAUUGCUUAUAGACCUGCACCGUCGUCCGUCAUGUCCCCUCACUCUUCUGCUGCAUCAUCCAUUUCUUCUGCCUCUCGAAUCAACAAUUUGUCUGGUCAUUUGCAAUUCACAUCCAAGAUGUCUUCCUUCCAAGCCCCCCACGCUACUCUCCUCAUCCCCGGCCCCAUCGAGUUUGACGAUGAGGUCCUUCGCUCCAUGAGCCACUACAGCCAGGCUCACGUUGCCCCUGCCUUUGUCGAGACCUUUGGCGAGACCCUUUCUCUCCUCCGCCAGGUUGUCCGCUCUACCGACCCCAACGCCCAGCCCUACAUUAUUAACGGUUCCGGCACCAUUGGCUGGGAUCUUGUUGCUGCCAACCUUGUCGAGGCUGGCGAGGAUGCCCUUAUCCUCACCACUGGUUUCUUCGGUGACCGCUUCGCUGACUGCCUUACCCAGUACGGCGCCAAGGUCACCAAGAUUGCUGGUGAGGUCGGCUCUGUUCCUUCUUUCGAUGAGAUUGCCAAGGCCCUCUCCGAGAAGAAGUACAAGAUCAUCACUGCCACCCACGUUGAUACUUCUACCGGUGUUGUUUUCGACCUCAAGACUCUUGUCGAGACUGUCAAGAAGGUUUCUCCCGAGACCCUCGUUAUUGCCGACGGUGUCUGCAGUGUCGCUGUCGAAGAGCUUGCUUUCGACGAAUGGGGCCUUGAUGGCCUCGUUACCGCCCCCCAGAAGGCCAUUGGUGCCCCUGCUGGUCUCUCCAUCUCUUUCUUCAGUGAGCGUGCUGUUAAAGUUGCCCACAGCCGCAAGACUCCUGCUGCCUCCUACUUCGCCAACAUGGAGCGCUGGACCCCUAUCAUGAAGAACUACGAGGCUAGAAAGCCCUCUUACUUCUCUACUCCUGGUCCCCAGCUCGUCCACGCCCUCAACACUGCUUUCAAGCAGAUCCUCGCCCGCCCUAUCGAGGAGCGCAUCCAGAAGCACACCCAGGUUUCCGACAAGGUCAAGAAGGCCGUCACUGACAUGGGUCUCAAGAUCGUUGCCAGCGAGCCCAAGAACCAGUCCCACGCUAUGACUGCUAUCUACCUCCCCGACGGCAUCGCUGCUACCGACCUUCUGCCUAAGCUCCUGGCCAAGGGCGUUAUCUUCGCUGCUGGUCUCCACGCUACCAUUGGUGCCAAGUAUGUCCGUUUCGGCCACAUGGGUGUCAGCGCUGUUAACGAUGAGCGUGGCGACAUCGACAAGGCCCUCAACGCCCUCAAGGCUUCUCUUGAGGAGUGCGGCCACAAGGCUUAAGUAUUUAAAAAGGACAUAUACGCGCAAUUUAAUAUAGAAAAGAGACUUUGAUUUUACGGAUACAUUAUAUUAUACAGGAAAAGCAAUGAAAUUGUAUAGAUUUUACACAGUUCUGGCUCUACGAGGCAACAAAACCAGUGUGCUUCGCUACCGCCGCUAACGCCGGGGCAGGUGACGCUGGUGGAAUGUUUGGUUUCUAAGCAAUGACUGCGGUAGGAGACGGAACAUAUGCUGAUCACCUGGUUCGGAGAUGCGGUAUCGUAGCGGAAUUAACCUGGCGAUCUGACUAUGAUCACUGGAAUAUAUUCUUUUCGCCGUUGGUAUAAGAGUUACUAUUGAGUUUGCUGUGGCUGGUGGCAUUAAAUUCACCUGCUCUCCCUACUUCACUGUACACCAG
This is a messenger RNA of [Torrubiella] hemipterigena, 2015 nucleotides long. The record is from the annotation of a GenBank genome assembly. NCBI's taxonomy places the organism in Eukaryota, Fungi, Ascomycota, Sordariomycetes, Hypocreales, Clavicipitaceae.